Molecule: messenger RNA, 3529 nt
Organism: Erythranthe guttata (spotted monkey flower)
Lineage: Eukaryota; Viridiplantae; Streptophyta; Magnoliopsida; Lamiales; Phrymaceae
Product: telomere length regulation TEL2 family protein
Biological process (GO): 'de novo' cotranslational protein folding
Cellular component (GO): cytosol
Molecular function (GO): telomeric repeat DNA binding; Hsp90 protein binding
Source: RefSeq, a predicted model, not a curated record
AAAUUAAACAAAAAAAAUAGAUAUUGAUUUGACAAUCGCAGCGCUAAUCUCUGCAUUUGAAGUUCUCUCCAAUUCACAAGCUACACCACCCGCCACUCCGUCCUCCGCCGCUGCUGGUGGCAGAGGAGACCGAAAAUCAAACCCCAUAAGUAGUUAAGUUAUAGCAAUUGGCGGUUUUCGAGGUUUCUACACGAUUCAUUCCGGCGUAUUUGCUCACUUUUUAAAACCUCCAUGGAAAAUGAAUCGCCGGAGAUGAGAAGGAGAGAACUGGAGAAAAUAGUACUGGAGAAAGUCGGACACGUCAUCUCCGCCGUCGAUGAUGCAAAGCACGUGGACCAAGUUAUAAUAGCUCUUUACUCUCUCGCCGUCUGCCUUUUCCCCCUAAACCCCAGUCAUAUUUCAGGUAGCCUUGACGAGAAAUAUCGAGAGGAGUUAUGUGCUUUGGAGGUUCCGAAUGAAGACGAGAAAACUCAAUGGUGGAGUGUUUUCUACAGAGGGUCUCCAUUCCGUGCUUUUGCAAGAGUUCUUUUAUAUGAUGUUGCUUCCAAUUGGAUAGCCUGCUUUACAGCUUCUGUGAGGAAACAUGUAUAUGAUGUGUUCUUCUUAAAUGGUUGUGCUUCUGAGGUUGUUCAAGCGGUGGUUCCUUGUCUACAAUUUAAUGGAAGUGGCGGUCACGACUCAAGUGCUGUGUGCUUGAAUGCUGAGAGAUUACUUGUGCUUUGCCUGCUGGAGAAUGACCUUUUGAUUCAGAUGACAAGAGAAUUUGCUGGUGGUUAUCAAUUUGAAGAUCUUAGCCGUGAACAACUGAAGCAGGCUAUUUCUGGGGUCUCACAGCUUAUUACAUCUAUCCCAGACAAAGCAAGAAGGGGAUCUCCACCUUCACUUUCCGCACAUUUGUUCUUCAAAAGACUUGCAACCCAACUUCUGCAUGGAGCAGAGGAAUGGGAUUUGAAGUUGGUUGAUAAGUCAGCUGGUGCAAAUGAAAUCCAUAUGGAUGGCACUAUUCUUUUUGUUGGACAGGCAUUUUCCCGAAUCUGUCGGCGAGGGUCUGCUGAUGUGCUGUUGAGUGAAGUGAUUCGGCAGAUCCUUGGGCAUGUUAGAAGUGUUUUAUCAUCAACCUCUGGUCUAGCCGUUAGUGAAAUAUUCGAGUCGAAACCUGGUUCCCGUUUCUGGUUGAAGAUCAUGGAAGCAGUAAAUGAUUCCCAUUCUGUAGAAAGAAUAGCUGAAGAACUAUUGCAUCAGCUAGCUGCUCAAAAUGUUAAUGAUGUUGAGGGUUACUGGAUUUUAUGGAUUCUUUUUGGUCGGAGCUAUAAGCGCCAAACUUCAAUCAGGUUCACUUUUGUGGAAAAGUUUUUACUCUGGAAAGUAUUUCCUACCAGUUGCUUAAGAUGGAUUAUUCACUUUGCUGUGCUUGAAUGCGCCCCUGAUAGUGCUUCGUUAAAAUCUUAUAACGCUGAUGGUCUGUCGGACUCUGUGAACCGCCUUGUUGUAGCAUGGUCUCGAAAAGAGUUUAUGCAAUCAUCUCCAACUGAGCAGCAAGCUUAUGUAACUGCUGCUUUAGGACUUUGCCUGGAGAAGAUGUCUAAGAAAGAUCUAGAUGCAACGAAAGAUGCUCUGCACUCAAUUCUUCAGGGAAUUAGUUGUAGGUUGGAGAGCCCUAUAUAUUUGAUCCGAAGAAUGGCGAGCACUAUCGCUUUGGUAUUUUCCAGGAUAAUAGACCCUCAAAAUCCGUUAUAUCUCGACGAUAGUUGUCAGGAAGAAACCAUUGACUGGAACUUUGGGUUUGGAAACCGCAGAGAAGUGCCUGUAACGAAAGCACUUGACAAUGAAAAGACUGACGAAAAAGAAUGCCCGUCUACCAUAGAAUCAGGAAAAGAAAUUAAAAGGAGGGAAAAUAAUGGGGUUGGUAAAAUCUCAAAAGCUGGAAAAAAAGAGACUGCGUUCAAUUUAAUUGACCCAGAUGAGGUUAUUGAUCCGGCAACACUAAAUAUUGAAUCCACCAUUGAUGAAGAUGAGAGUGAUGCAAGUGAGGAUUCCGACACUUCAAGCAACUCGUCGUUGCAACCAUAUGACUUGACAGAUGAUGAUGCAGAUCUGAAAAGAAAAUUCUCACAGUUAGUUGAUGUGGUUGGAGCACUUAGAAAACCGGACGAUGUUGAGGGUGUUGAGAAGGCCCUUGAUGUUGCUGAGAAACUCAUUCGGGCAUCACCAGACGAGCUUAAAUACAUAGCAGGUGAUCUAGCUAAAGCUCUCGUACAGGUUCGUUGCUCUGAAGCCACUGUCGAAGGAGAAGAAGAAUCAGCGGAAGAAAAACGAGAAAAGGCGCUCGUGGCAUUACUUGUCACAUCCCCUAUUGAAUCUCUCGAUAGUUUGCACAAACUUCUUUAUUCACCCAACGUAGACAUGAGUCAGAGGGUAAUGGUUCUGGAUGUAAUGAUCGAUUCAGCUAAAGAGCUUGCCAGUGCUAGAGUAUUAAAAUCAGAACACCGACCGACGCCCCUUGUAUCAUCCAUUUCCGACGAACCAUGGUUUGUGCCAAGAAAUAUUGGUCCUAUAGGAGCAGGGUCCUGGAAGGAAAUCUCAUCGACAGAAACUCCGUUGAACUGGUCUUAUUCGUAUGAGAGAGAAUUACCGUCCAAAGCAGGUAAGAUAAAGAGGGGAAAGACGCGUCGAUGGAGCACUCGAUCGGCGAUGCAGGGUAUUCAGAUAGAGCGGUCUCAAAAUAACUUUCCUCAAUAUGCUGCGGCUUUUAUGCUCCCAGCUAUGCAAGGAUAUGAUAAAAAGAGACACGGUGUUGAUUUAUUGGGAAGGGAUUUUGUUGUACUGGGAAAACUUAUAUAUAUGCUCGGUAUUUGUAUGAAAUGUGCGGCUAUGCAUCCGGAAGCUUCUGUUUUGGCAUCCCCUCUUUUGGAUAUGUUAAGAUCCAGGGAGAUAUUUCAGCAUGCAGAAGCAUAUGUGAGAAGGUCUGUCCUUUUUGCAGCCUCGUGUGUUUUAAUGGCACUUCAUCCCUCGUAUGUUGCAUCUGCGGUGGUCGAAGGGAAUAUUGGAAUCUCUGAAGGGCUCGAGUGGAUUCGCACGUGGGCGCUGCGGGUGGCUGAGUCAGAUACAGACAGCGAAUGUAACACGCUGGCGAUGGCAUGUCUCCAACUACAUGCGGAGAUGGCUCUUCAAGCUUCUCGAGCGCUUGAAUCCUCGUCAACAACUAACGCAAAGAGCAUUUCUUUGUUCCCAAAUGUUUCGAAAAAUAGAUCAAUAAAGAUUUCCUACUUAAAUUCCUAGAUCUUGGGUAUUUUCGUUCAUGUAUAUAUUCAUCCAUACUCUUUAGCCCUUGUCCUUUUUAUCAUGUACAGUCUCUCUCGACCAUAGCUGGCUUAUAUUCUCAAUGGACAGACACAGUUCACGAUCUAAAUGUAUUUGACUCUUUAAAUUUCACAUCGGUUUGGUCUAAAUAACUUGAGAUGGAGAAAUGAUAAAUCUCGAACAGAAUUUUGAAUUCAUAAUAGCAAAUCGAGUCAACUUUGCUUACAAA